Diaporthe citri is the source of this 807-nucleotide messenger RNA. RefSeq lists its product as uncharacterized. NCBI's taxonomy places the organism in Eukaryota, Fungi, Ascomycota, Sordariomycetes, Diaporthales, Diaporthaceae. The record is from RefSeq and is a predicted model, not a curated record. The coding region runs from base 1 to 807 and encodes 268 amino acids. Gene Ontology annotation, molecular function: heme binding; peroxidase activity. The transcript is spliced from 3 exons. Gene Ontology annotation, biological process: response to reactive oxygen species; cellular response to oxidative stress; hydrogen peroxide catabolic process.
AUGUAUUUUCCAUCCGCUCCCGCAUUCGUACUUCCGCUCUUGGUCUCACACGUAGUCGGCCAGAGUCAAUGUCCGUCCGUCUGGGGCACAGUUGCGGCCGACCUGAACGCGAUAUUUGCUGGCGACGAUGGCUGCACUGACGACGCCCGAGCCGCCAUUCGUUUGCCUUUUCACGACUGCUUCCCUGGAGCAUGUGAUGGAUCCAUCAUUCUUAGCGACGAGUGCACUGCUCGCGGAGAGAAUUCACAGCUAGUCGACAUAUGCAGCACUCUCGGUGCUAAGGCUACUGAAUACAAUGUUAGCACGCCCGACAUGAUACAAGUAGCAGGAGCUGUUGCAAUCGCUGCUUGCCCUCCCAGCCCGAGCCUCCAAGUCAAGGUCGGUCGAACCGAUGUCGCAACAGCCAACCCCACUGGACAGAUUCCAUCCCCGAGCAGCAACGCGACUGUGAUCAUUGCGCAAUUCGCGGCCAAGGGCUUCGAAAGCAGCGAGCUUGUCGCGCUCGUCGGAUCCCACAGCGCCGGCAAAAACCUCAGUGGAACCGAGUUCGACACCACGCCCGGCAGCCUAGACAGCACCACCUUCUACACUGAGGUUCUCGACGACGACCAGCCUGCAACUUUAUUCAGUGAUCAGUCGCUUGCCACCGACGAGGCGACGAGUGCCGACUGGCAAGAAUAUGCGGGCAGUCAAGAUGCUUGGAACACUGAUUUUGCGGCCGCUAUGGAGAAGAUGGCUCUUUUGGGAGUAGAUGAGGCUACACUGAUAGACUGCACGGAUACGGUGUUUGGGGCCAUCUCCGCAUAA